This is a messenger RNA of Dreissena polymorpha, 1280 nucleotides long. RefSeq names its product aldose reductase-related protein 2-like. NCBI's taxonomy places the organism in Eukaryota, Metazoa, Mollusca, Bivalvia, Myida, Dreissenidae. The record is from RefSeq and is a predicted model, not a curated record. The transcript has 10 exons. Gene Ontology annotation, cellular component: cytosol. The coding region runs from base 106 to 1164 and encodes 352 amino acids. Gene Ontology annotation, molecular function: aldose reductase (NADPH) activity.
GAUUGUCCCUUUCCGCUCGAUAACAGUUUCAAACGUCAGAGGGUGUACGCUUUAAAGUUCAGUAACGGUUAAACGUGUUUAUACACUGGACUUAACCGAAACACAAUGCUAGCCCCUGCGCUCGAGGUCCCUAUUCAGAACGGCACGGGUUCGAUCCCCACCGUAGGACUCGGAACCUGGACGGUGUUCGGCGAGCAGGGUAACGCAGACGAGGUUGAGAAGGCAUGUCUGGCCGCCAUAGACGCGGGUUACCGGCACAUAGACUGCGCAUGGUGCUACGGAACCCAGCCCGGAGUGGGGCGAGCGCUCGAGGCUAAGAUCCGCGAGGGCGUGAUCACCAGGGAGGACAUGUUCAUUACCACGAAGCUGUGGGACACCCACCACAAUCCGUCCCUGGUCAGCGAGGAGCUUAAAGAUUCACUGACGACACUGCGGACAGACUAUGUGGACCUCUUCCUGAUCCACUGGCCUCUCGCCUUACAGGACCAAGACAUGAGCGGUAAGCCCAUCGCCCCUUUAGACGCUGACGGCAAGGGAAUACCGGCCGAACACGCACUCGAAGACGUGUGGAAAGUAAGGCGUCGUUUCGUCCGGAAAACCGAGAUUCAUGCGUCACGAAAGUUUUGCCGUAAAAAUCGCACAAUGCCGGCGAUGGAAGAGUGCCAUAGAGCCGGACUGACACGGAACAUUGGUCUGUCCAACUUCAACAAGAAACAAGUUGACAGAAUCAUGAAAAUCUGCACCAUUAAACCGUCCAAUAUGCAGGUGGAGGUGUCGCCCUAUUUCUCCAACAGUCGUAUCCUGGACCACUGCCGACAGCUGGGGAUGACGCUGACAGCAUACGCUCCGCUCGGAGCCCCGAACAGACCAUGGAGAGAGACGGGAGAGCCAAACGUCUUUGAGGAUCCAGUUCUGAAAGAAAUUGCAACAGUAAAAAGGAAAACAACGGCUCAGGUUAUCCUCCGGUUCCACAUUCAGCGAGGCCUUGUCGUGAUCCCUAAAAGCAUCAGAACCUCCCGGAUACAGGAGAACAUACAGAUAUUCGAUUUUACCCUGACGGACGACGAGAUGUCAAAGAUAGCCGCACUGGACAAGAACCUUCGCGUGUUUAAGGAGUCAAUUGGGUUUAAUCACAAGGAAUAUCCAUUCAACGAGCCAUUUUGAGAUAUUUGGCAUUGUGCCAAUUAAACAACUAUGACCUUUUGCUUAUGAAGCUAAGAAGAAGCACGAUUGAAUUGUUUUACCGAACUGAGCUAUAAAAUAAAAACGAAAGUUCCUUA